Molecule: messenger RNA, 735 nt
Organism: Geosmithia morbida
Lineage: Eukaryota; Fungi; Ascomycota; Sordariomycetes; Hypocreales; Bionectriaceae
Product: Isopenicillin N synthase
Exons: 4
Coding region: 1-735 (244 amino acids)
Molecular function (GO): dioxygenase activity
Source: RefSeq, a predicted model, not a curated record
AUGCCAGGAACAAUCGAGUUACCUCUCGUCGACCUCGGCCCAUACCUGAACCCCAAGGCUCCUGGGGAUAGGGAGAAGGUCGUGGCCGAGGUGCGCGAAGCCUGCUCCCAGUUUGGCUUUUUCCAGGUCAAGAACCACGGCGGGCUACGAGUGCUCCGGUAUGACCUGCGUGAGGGUGAUGCGCUCCCCGACUCUAAGGAGGCUUUCUACAUCGGCCGCGAGGACCCCGUCGUUGAGCCCUCGGGAUUUCACUGCUCCAACGUGUGGCCCGACAUGGCCGAGCAAGACUUCCACGAUCCGGUGUGGCAGUACUACGAGGACAGUGGAAAGCUCGGCCGUACAAUCUGGGAGAUCCUCCUCGAGGGUCUCAACCAGCCUGUCUCCACUCUCGAGGGCCAGUUCGGCGUCGGCGCCCACAACGGCUUUGGCGGCGUCACCGUCCUCCUCCAGCAGCCCGGCCGCGAGGGUCUCGAGGUCUGGGUCGAGAGCGAGGAGGCAUGGCUCCCCGUCCCGUCCCUGGAGGACGUCUACGUCAUCAACUGCGGCGACAUAAUCAUGAAGUGGUCCGGCGGCGUUUACAUGAGCGCCAGGCACCGCGUCGUCAACAAGGAUGACCACGAGCGCCUGUCGUUUGCCACCUUCUGGCACGGUGAUGUCGGCGCCUCCAACCCUCUGGACCCCGACGCGCCGCGCGAGACGGUGGGGCAACUUCUCGUGAAGCGCUUUGGUAGCUAG